Molecule: messenger RNA, 1983 nt
Organism: Daldinia childiae
Lineage: Eukaryota; Fungi; Ascomycota; Sordariomycetes; Xylariales; Hypoxylaceae
Product: Signal recognition particle receptor subunit alpha like protein
Exons: 3
Coding region: 1-1983 (660 amino acids)
Biological process (GO): SRP-dependent cotranslational protein targeting to membrane
Cellular component (GO): signal recognition particle receptor complex; endoplasmic reticulum membrane
Molecular function (GO): ATP hydrolysis activity; GTPase activity; GTP binding
Source: RefSeq, a predicted model, not a curated record
AUGUUGGAUACAUUUGAAAUCCUCACCACUUCCGGGGUCGUCCUCUGGUCGCGAACCUAUGCGCCGGUCAACCCGUCCGUUAUCAAUAACUUCAUUUCCGACGUUUUUAUCGAAGAAAAGGGCGCUGUGGCCGGCGCAAGGAAUAGUCAACCCGCAGCCAGCAAUCCAUCAUACAAGGCCGAUCAGCAUACCUUGAAGUGGACGUUUGUGAAGGAGUUAGGCGUGAUCUUUGUUGCUGUCUACCGGUCCCUACUGCACCUCUCGUGGAUCGACAAGCUUGUUGAUAAUUUAAAGACUAUAUUCAUUGACUUAUAUGCUGAUCAAUUGAAGAAGCCCAAUACUACCAUCGUGGAAUGUCGCAAAUUCGACGAAUACUUUGACCAGCAAUACCGAGAACUCGAGUCAAGCGGGUCUACCAACAGCGCACGACCGGCUGCUGUUACUUCUCUAUUAGAAGAGAAUUUCAUAUCAGGAAAUACUAGAGAUGAACCCCCUCUUCCACCGGGUCUCAAGCAUAGAGGCAAAACGCAGAACAAUCCCUACGAGCGUCCAUCUACUGCUGAAUCUACCCCGAAUACUUCCCGGCCUUCUACCCCUAGCGGAAAUCAUCUAGUAGUAGCAAAGGGCGGUCCUAUAGGGAAGAUGUCAAGAAGAGCCAGAAAGAUGAGAAACAGUUCCGCCCCCAUCUCCUCCGGUGAUGAGGGACCAGCAAGGAAAGCAAAGAAAGCACCCAAGAAAGGUCGUAAGUGGGAUGCCGAUGGCUUUGCCGACGAAGAAGAUGAUAGCCUACAACUGGAUUACUCGGCAACCCAGAAUACUUUAACAAGCGAUAGUGAAGUAGAUGCAGCUGCUCGGUCGACGGCUGGAGAGGGGGUGGACUCAUCUUCAUGGGGAACGAAGACUUCUAAGGGACAGUUCGUGCUGAAAGACUUGGAUGAUGAAGUACAUUCCAUUUUGGAGUCGGCCGAGGCGAAGAAUACUUCAAAGCGAGAAACGAAAGGUGGCUUAGUUGGAACUGGGUUGAACACAAUCAGCAGCCUUUUCCGCAACGUGGUGGGCGGUAAGACAUUGACGAAAGAAGACCUCGACAAAGCUAUGAAAGGGAUGGAAGACCAUUUACUACGGAAGAAUGUUGCUCGUGAAGCAGCUAUACGGCUUUGUGAGGGUGUUGAGAAGGAGCUUCUUGGUGUGAAGACGGGCAGCUUCGAGAGCAUCGAUGCACGCAUCGCUAAGGCCAUAGAAGCCUCACUCACUAAAAUGCUUACACCUACCUCAUCGUUAGAUCUCUUGCGCGAGAUAGACUCUGUCAUCAAGCCCCCUAUGACAUCAAUGCGAAAGCCGAGACCCUACGUUAUCUCUAUAGUUGGAGUCAACGGAGUUGGCAAGUCGACUAAUUUGUCUAAGAUUUGCUACUUCCUGCUGCAAAAUAAAUACAAAGUACUAAUUGCAGCUGGAGAUACCUUCCGAUCAGGAGCUGUAGAGCAACUAAAGGUCCAUGUGCGGAAUUUGAAGGAGCUGACCGAACGUGAAGGUGGUAAGGUGGAAAUUUUUGAAAAGGGGUAUGGUGGCGAUGCUGCCACGGUCGCCAAGGAUGCCGUGAGAGAGGCUGCCAACGAAGGGUUCGACGUCGUACUCAUCGACACAGCUGGACGGCGACACAACGAUCAGAGGUUGAUGUCGUCGCUAGAAAAGUUUGCCAAAUUCGCUCAGCCCGACAAGAUUCUAAUGGUUGGCGAGGCACUAGUAGGAACAGACUCGGUCGCUCAAGCAAGGAAUUUUAACUCGUCCUUCGGUCCUGGCCGAACGCUAGACGGAUUCAUCAUCUCCAAAUGCGAUACAGUCGGCGACAUGGUGGGAACUUUGGUCAGCAUUGUCCAUGCUACGAACGUGCCUGUCUUGUUUGUUGGUGUUGGACAACAUUAUUCAGAUAUCAGGAACUUUUCCGUGAAAUGGGCAGUGGAAAAGCUGUUGAGUAAUAGUUAA